AUGCGGGACCCGCGGGGCGCCAAGCCGCCCCUGGACCCGGUACGCCUUGUGCUGCCCGUGCUUGUGCUGCCUGUGCCUGUUGCUGCCCGUGCCUGUUGCUGCCCGUGCGUGUGCUGCCCGUGCCUGUGCUGCCCGUGCCUGUGCUGCCCGUGCCUGUGCUGCCCGUGCCUGUGCUGCCCGUGCCUGUUGCUGCCCGUGCCUGUGCUGCCCGUGCCUGUUGCUGCCCGUGCCUGUGCUGCCCGUGCCUGUGCUGCCCGUGCCUGUGCUGCCCGUGCCUGUGCUGCCCGUGCCUGUGCUGCCCGUGCCUGUUGCUGCCCGUGCCUGUGCUGCCCGUGCCUGUGCUGCCCGUGCCUGUGCUGCCCGUGCCUGUUGCUGCCCGUGCCUGUGCUGCCCGUGCCUGUGCUGCCCGUGCCUGUGCUGCCCGUGCCUGUGCUGCCUGUGCCUGUUGCUGCCCGUGCCUGUGCUGCCCGUGCCUGUGCUGCCCGUGCCUGUGCUGCCCGUGCCUGUUGCUGCCCGUGCCUGUGCUGCCCGUGCCUGUGCUGCCCGUGCCUGUGCUGCCCGUGCCUGUUGCUGCCCGUGCCUGUGCUGCCCGUGUCUGUGCUGCCCGUGCCUGUGCUGCCCGUGCCUGUGCUGCCUGUGCCUGUUGCUGCUCGUGCCUGUGCUGCCCGUGCCUGUGCUGCCCGUGCCUGUUGCUGCCCGUGCCUGUGCUGCCCGUGCCUGUUGCUGCCCGUGCCUGUGCUGCCCGUGCCUGUGCUGCCCGUGCCUGUGCUGCCCGUGCCCGUGCUGCCCGUGUCUGUUGCUGCCCGGGUGUAG
Molecule: messenger RNA, 813 nt
Organism: Closterium sp. NIES-65
Lineage: Eukaryota; Viridiplantae; Streptophyta; Zygnematophyceae; Desmidiales; Closteriaceae
Source: the annotation of a GenBank genome assembly